Molecule: messenger RNA, 344 nt
Organism: Linderina pennispora
Lineage: Eukaryota; Fungi; Kickxellomycota; Kickxellomycetes; Kickxellales; Kickxellaceae
Exons: 1
Coding region: 38-280 (80 amino acids)
Source: RefSeq, a predicted model, not a curated record
ACCAAUCCUCUACAUCUACAACACAUUCGAUCCAAAAAUGACAUUGACAGAGAAAACGACCGGCACUACCAAGAACAGACUAGCCAAGCUCUUCUUCAAGUUGGACAAGACCAACACCCUCAAAACCACUGCCACCAACGACACGCUGACAGACGGCAACAAGACAGGGGUCCUCGAUGCUGGCAAGGGUGGCAGCGCCUUUGACGCCCUCGGUGCGCUGACCACUGGUGGUGGAUACACCGGCACAUUCUACCGGGUUAAUACAUACAGCCGCAUCUAGAGAUGCAUGGUUUGCAUAUACGCGUUAUGUUAGAUAUUGUAAAUACGAUUGUGUCUACCCUUGC